AUUUGAGCACAAAUAUUUAUCGUUGAUUUAUUUCUGUGUAUAAACAAAAUGGAAAAUGUACGUAAAACUAAUAUCCUCUUGGCAGGUACAAACAGAGUACAAAACUAGGCAUACACAAAUAAGUAAUUUCAAACUAGUUGGAGCUAUAAAAUAGUGAAGACGACCGAAGCGAUUGGAUAUUUCGAUAAAAAAUGAAAAUAUAUUUUUUAAAAGUUGUUCUUAUAAUUUCCGAAUUUUUAGCUUCAGCCACUGCCAACUAUUGUCAUGCAUCAUUGUGUGCAAAUGGGGUUAAACAUAUUGCCUGUAACAAUACUGGGAAAUUCUAUGCCACCUGCUCCAAUCCUGCCAUGGUUCAAAUGGGGCCUGCUCUGCGAAGACUCAUUGUCGUUGAGCAUAACACUAAACGCAACUUCGUUGCUACCGGGAGAAUUGCCAAAUUUAGGCCAGCCUGUCGAAUGGCCACAAUGAGAUGGGAUCCUGAGUUGGCUAAAAUAGCUUCGUACAAUGUACGCCAAUGUAAAAUGGAACAUGAUAAGUGUCGCAAUACGGCAAAAUAUAAAUUUUCAGGGCAAAAUUUGGCCUGGAGAUCGUACACAGGCACACCGAACUUUCAGCAACUGAUCAGGCAGGCCAUAAAUGCCUGGUAUGUGGAAUAUAAACACACCACAUGGCGGCAGAUGCAGUCCUAUCCUCCGAACUAUAGGGGACCCGCCAUUGGCCAUUUUACAGCCAUGAUGGGUCAACGCAAUAUGGCUGUGGGCUGUGCUGCCUCCACAUAUUCGACUAAAGGUGUUAACUAUAGAACAUUCUUAAUUGCCUGCAAUUAUGCAACCACGAACAUGUUGAACAGAUCAGUUUAUACGGGUUGCGCUAGACCUGGUGUGAAUUGCAAAGUCGGUAGAAAUUCGCUGUAUCCGAAUUUAUGUGCACCCAAAGAAGUCUACUAUGUCAACAAUUGGUGA
Messenger RNA from Musca domestica (house fly), 962 nucleotides. RefSeq names its product antigen 5 like allergen Cul n 1-like. The transcript is spliced from 3 exons. The record is from RefSeq and is a predicted model, not a curated record. Lineage: Eukaryota; Metazoa; Arthropoda; Insecta; Diptera; Muscidae. The coding region runs from base 192 to 962 and encodes 256 amino acids.